UCGGAGCAAAGUGAAGAAGACGAUGGUGACGACGCCAUUCCGUUGUUACGCCGUCGUAUUGCUUACAGUGAUCUUCUUCAUACAACCUUCAAUCUCCAUCUACUGUGACGAAGAUGAUUGCUACGAUCUACUCGGGGUUUCGCAAAAUUCGAAUUCAUCUGAAAUCAAGAAAGCUUACUACAAGCUCUCGUUGAAACACCAUCCGGAUAAAAACCCAGAUCCCGAAUCGAAAAAAUUGUUUGUAAAAAUUGCAAAUGCCUAUGAGAUCUUAAAAGAUGAAGUUACAAGAGGCCAAUAUGAUUAUGCAAUUGAGCACCCAGAGGAGGUAUUCUAUAAUGCUGCUCGCUAUUAUCAUGCUUACUAUGGACACAAAACGGAUCCUCGUGCUGUUUUGGUGGGGCUUCUUCUAGUCCUCUCAGCAUUUCAAUACCUAAAUCAGUGGACAAGGUAUCAUCAGGCUAUUGACAUGGUCAAGAGGACACCAGCUUACAAAAAUAAGUUGAAGGCAUUGGAACUUGAACGCACCGGAGCAAUGUCAAGCAAAAAGAAGGGUGGUUACAAGAUCGACAAGAAAACACAAGAAGACCUUAGCAAGGAACUUGAACUGCAGAUAAAAGGUGCUGAAAAGCCAUCAAUGUGGGGACUUCUUGGUGUUCGAUUUAUACUCUUGCCCUACACUCUUGGAAAGCUAGUUUUAUGGUAUGGAUCUUGGUAUUGGAGAUACAAGAUUAACCAAACUUCUUAUUCUUGGGAAGAUGCAUCUUACUUGACUAGACGAGCACUUGGGGCGCCUCCUGAUUCAUGGGAAUAUCUUGAUGAGUCGUCGAAGAAAGAUCUCAUCAACCGACGCUUAUGGGUGAAAUCCAACUUAGAAAGCUACCUUUCGGAGAUGCGAAAAGAAUCAAAACGGAGAAGGUAAAUGAACUGGGAAUCGAAGAUCAGAAUCUAAUCACAAAAGAUUAGAGAGAUUAGUUCUACUCAUCAUUUUACAUGAAAAGGUUUUUAUCAAAGUAAUCUCAUAGUCUUCAUAUUAGUAGCUAGUUACUACUCUUAAUUAGUUUUGACAACUUCAUACACAAAUCAAAGUGCAGAAUGAUUUCUUUCAACCCCAGAUUUGUUGGGUUGCUUAUAUUCUCUCCAUCCUACUAAAGAUUACAAAACAUAUUAAUUUCAAUACUUUCUAUUACGAAUUAAAGUUAUGUAUUAGAUCAUUGUCGUC
Messenger RNA from Cynara cardunculus var. scolymus (artichoke), 1219 nucleotides. Its product is annotated as chaperone protein dnaJ 50. Lineage: Eukaryota; Viridiplantae; Streptophyta; Magnoliopsida; Asterales; Asteraceae. Gene Ontology annotation, biological process: protein folding. The record is from RefSeq and is a predicted model, not a curated record. Bases 23 to 919 code for a protein of 298 amino acids. Gene Ontology annotation, cellular component: endoplasmic reticulum membrane. The transcript is spliced from 10 exons.